This is a messenger RNA of Mercenaria mercenaria, 2639 nucleotides long. RefSeq lists its product as uncharacterized. The record is from RefSeq and is a predicted model, not a curated record. Lineage: Eukaryota; Metazoa; Mollusca; Bivalvia; Venerida; Veneridae. Bases 746 to 1138 code for a protein of 130 amino acids. The transcript has 3 exons.
UUCUUUGUUUUUAUUGAUUUUUUUAAAUGUUUAUAGACAAUAUUAAAAUGUAAAGACUUGAGCAUCUUUCUCCACAUCUUUUUUCCCAUAUAUAUAUACAAUGUAUAUAUAUAUAUAUAUGCCUAUAUAAAUUUUGUAAAAAAAUAAGCUUGUAUUUCACAUUUAAAUAUGAACAGGCAAAAAAAUUCUGUAUUGUACCUUUUAAAUUCUGUAUUGGACCUUCUGUAUUGUAUGCUGCCGGACUAGUUUCAUUAAUAUGCAUUACCUCACACAGUUUUAUAAAUAGCACACAUAAAAACUUCACUUAGUUCAAUUUUAGUAUUGAUAAAAAUUGAAUAUUUCUUUCAAUAACAAAACCACAAGCAAAAAGGUAUAGGUAUAUAAUAAAAGGGUCAUUAUAACAGUAGCUAAGACUAAGGUCUGGGAUUUUUGUAUUCUGCUGUCGUAGAUUUUGCAAGGUUGGAUCACACUCUGCACGCCUCGUGAGAUCCGAUCUGGCAAAAAUCCACUCGAGCCGAAUACAGCAUCCCAGAUCAAGCUACUGUUAUAAUAACCCUAUUAUAUAUCAAGAUAAUUAUUACUUUGUCUAAAACAUAAUCUUAUUCAGUUGUUAUAUAGUGGAAAUCAUAUUUCAAGAUUUGUGCAAAACUGUAUAUGUUUGCUAACAUUGCAAACAACUGAUCACCUUUUCGAACGCUUGAUUGUUGGGAUAAAUGCACACCUGAAUUUCUUAUUAGGCCGAUACAUGCAUAUCCAUGACUACAUAACCUCAUAUAUGCAUGCUAUCUUUGGAUGUUCAGGCUUAAGACCAAAAAGAUUCCAUGCUGAAAUUAACCAAUUUGUUAAUGGACUGGAUAAAGUGGCUUCGUUGCACAAAGAGAUCCUCCAUCCACCUGAAGCAUUUUCUAGUCUGUUUGUUCACCAAGCUGUUCAUCUAAAGUUUGACACAUUCAGAUUAUUGUAUGAAGUGAACUUCAGUCCAGAGGGUUCCAAUAACCGAAGGUUGGAGAAGGAUACAGUAUACUGCUUGGAGGCAUUCUUGAUUGAAUGUGAUGUUGCAGGUGGAUGUUGCACACAACCUGGCACUCCAGUAAAAAAAAGCACCAGAAGUGCUUUUGUCAGCCUCAAAAACUACUGAUGUAUGGAGUUUAUCUGCUACUGUGGUGGAUCUUCUUUCCGACGAAGUGAUCUGGAAGGAAUCAAAUGACGCAAAAAAAACGGAAGUACUUUGGAAAAAUACAUCUAUGAGUCGAUGCAAACUAAGAAACAGCCAGACGCACUUAAAAGUCUUGAAAGUAAAGAUCUACCUGUAGAACGAAGGAAGUGUUUCGAAUGGUUUGAACUACAAACAAUCUGCAAAACCAUCUGCAACAAAUAUCUGUCGAAUUUCAGAGAAAGCUUAGAAGACUAGGAGGUUUCUUUGCAGAACUGCUUUUUCAAAGCUAAAGAAUGUUUAACCGAGCGAUCCGACUUUUCUCUUUCCGACAAAUAUCGUUCCGAGAGACUAGCAAUAUUCAGCUUUCAGAAUAUUUUCCAAACUGUAGUGAAUUUGGUCUUUUCAAUUCUUAUUAUUGACAUAGUAAUGUUUUGACAUUUUUGGCAUAGGAAUUGACCCUUUACACACCUGUUUCAGGCUUUAUGGUUGAUCACUAAAUGAUGCUAUAUGUGCACAACUAUGUUAUGAAACGCAACUUAUUUUCUGAUUUUUCUAAGUUUCGUGAUGAUUUGAAAUUUACAUAUUUUAGUUAAAAUGAAGCUCAAGUACAGCUUUGUAUUUGCCUGUCGCUUGUUGUGUGUUAUAAAACGCAAUAUAUUUGAUGUUUCUUGGUAAAAGUUAUAUAUUUUAAACAAAUUAAAGCUUAAUUGCAGCUUUUAAACUGCCCAUGGUUACUGUUAUAAAACGCAAAUGAUGUUUCUUGAUAAAAGUUAUAUAUUUUAAUUAACCAAAAUGAAGCUCAAUUGCAGCUUUUUAUGUGUCUGUCGAUUGGUGUCUGGUUAUAAAAAAGCAACUUAUUUGAUGUUUCUUGAUAAAAGUUACAUAUGUGCCAACUCAAGAAAAAGGGGAUCUUAGAGUAUUUUCUGGAAUUUCAAAAAAAAUGUAUUUGUUUAAUAGAUCGACAUCUUGUGAAUAUAUCCUGAAAAUUUUAUGAAGUUAUCUCAAAGUUUAAAAAAAACCCAGUAAUUUAGGUUAACAAGGAUGAGCCAGCUUUGGCCUUGCGUUAUGAAUGUUUCUAUAGUGGGUUAUUUAAACAAUCAAAGUCAUUAUUAAGUUGUUCUGGUAUCACUAUGUUCCUCAAUAAUAUCAUAUACCCAUAUUGAAAUUUUCUUCACCUGGAAAUUGGUAUUCAUUCUAGGAGAAUCAUCACCAUUUUUUAAUUUCUGAAGGAUUUCAAAAACUGGUUACCAUGACAACAAAAAAUAUUUUUUACACUAAAUUGUAUUUUUAUAAUGCAGUUGAAUUAUACACCUACACGAAUAUGUACAGAUACACUGCUUACAGUUAUAUGUUUGCAAUAUUAAUUUUCUGCAAUUUUAUUUUCCUUAUUGCCAAUUAAACCCAAAUAACGCUGAUUUCCUUUAGGCUUGAGGCGGCUCGUAUCUUAGUUAACCAAAAUAAAGCACAGUUGCAGCUUUUUAAA